This is a messenger RNA of Caenorhabditis auriculariae, 2208 nucleotides long. Lineage: Eukaryota; Metazoa; Nematoda; Chromadorea; Rhabditida; Rhabditidae. The record is from the annotation of a GenBank genome assembly.
AUGAUCGGUCUAAUGAGACGGAAGCUCAGUUCGAAGAGGUUUUUUGAAAUCCGAUCGCCCCAUGCAUUGUCUCUCACGUCUUGCUGAGAAGCCAGUCUGUUCCAACUUUUACUCAAACUGCGAUGAGUCUCACUGAGGUGCUCAAGGAAAAGUUUGAGCAGAUUGGCGAGCGCGAGCUCGACGACUUGUAAGCUCACCCUUUUUUUAUUAUUUGUUUUAAAUCAUGCGGUUUUUUUAUUGAAUUGUGGAACACUCCGUCUCAAAAAAACUCCUAGCUUUUUUUCUGAAAAUAUUUGUCUAAACAAAAGAUUUGAAAAAUGUCCCGAUAAAGGCUUUUUAGUGUUAUUUAUCGUCAUUCAAGCUCACUGCUUCAUUGGAAAAACCCCAGCAUAAUCAUUUUCAACGAGAAAAAAAAUUUCUGUUCGGCUUUUUCAGAGUGAUUUUUGGUUUCUGAUUUCGAGAAGAACCUUUUGAAAAUACCUUUUUUUCCAAAUCAUCCUCUCAAAACUGCCCAAAACGGGACUAGAUUUAUAAAAAAACUUUAAAAACCAGUUUCGUUAAAAAUCAAUAAUUUCACAGCUAAUCGUUGAAAUUUCGGUUUCUUUAAACCAAAAAACCCGGUUUCAAUACUGAUUUUUUUUUUCGUCAAACUCUCAUAUUUCCCAUGCACUUUUCAUUAUUUGAAUGCUGUAAAACCAUGCAAAAAACUUCAUUCACAAUUCAAGCAUUAAGACAUUUCGCAUGCGUCUUCAGGCAAAGAUUGAUAUCUUAAAAAUCCCGUAAUCCUAAACAAAUUUACAAUUGAGUUCUAGUAGGCUUUCAGAGUACAUGAAAAGUUGAAUUUGAGGAGAGAAUCACGGAGAUGGAGAGAACCGCCAGAAAAAGCCCUACGCGCCGAGGAUAUAGUUGUCAAGUCGACGACCAUGACUGAGCAGCGGACUCAGCAGGUUUUUUUUCCUCUUUUUUCGGACUAUAACCGUUUUACAACUUUCUUAACCUCAAGGUUGUGUUUUUGAAGAUUUUCGAUAAAAAUGGGUGAGUAUUUUUUCUGGUUUUUCGUUCAUAACUUUGUUAAAAACAAUUGUUUUGACCUGAAAUUUUGAUGGGCUUUCAAGAAAGGUCAAAGAAAAAUUUUAAUCACAGGAUGAAGCAAAGGUGGGGAAUUUAUUUUCGUAUAUUUUCAAAAUCGCAAGUUUCACCAAAUACGAACGAAAAAAAACCAAAGUAAUGCUCACCGAUUUUCGCCAAUGUAUAUAAAAAGAGCUGUUCUUCUAAAAAAACAUAAUGAAUAAAUUUUUACAAAACGAUUAGAAAUUAGAAGUUCCUAUUUUUCUUGGAGAGUCCUCUUAUAACUUAUUACAUCUUCUGUCAAAAAAAUAUUCCGUCCUUUUUUUCCGCAUUUUCUGAGUUUGCUAGCCGUGAUUUUUGGAAAAUAGACAUAAAUUCAAUCAAUCAAUCAAUAUUUAGUCAUAGGUAAUACCUUGGAAUGUAAACGUUGAAAAAAACGCUUAGAAGCGCCAUUUCUCCACCUCUGAUAGGUAAUCAAUCAAUCAAUAUUCAACUAAGUGGUGAAAAAAAGAACUUCGAAAGUUUUAACUUCUUAUAGUAAUUUUUUAAAAAUACGAUAGUUUUUUUUUACCAGGCCGUAACAUGUCUGGGUGACGCUCUAGCCAAUUGUGGGAUCGAGAACGAAAUCGCGUCUUUUAUGAAGCGAAAAUUCGAUGAAUUACAUGGUUAGUUAAUCUAACUUCUAAACUUCGCGGUUUGAAACUGCUCUUUAUCUCUGCGCUCUCCUCGACUCUCGGCGACUCUCUUACGUUGACGUGCUGUUUCCAUUAUUUCUCUGACCUCGCCGGUGAGGGAACAGAGAGACGCAGACAUUCGAAAAAUUUCAAGUCGCGCUGAUUCACGGCUGACUUGAGUCAUUGAAAAAAAGGGUCCUGACACGAAAAAUGCGCGAAAUAGCGCCUGGUUUGUGGAGAGCGCAGACAUUUCGUUUCCAAGCUAGCCGUGGAUCAGCUAUACAAUUAUCUUUAUUUUUUUUCCUAGGAAUAAAAUUUAUAACGAAAUAAUGAGCUAAAGAUGAGAAUUGAAGGUUCGCACUGGCAGUGCAUCGUCGGCCGCAACUUUGGAAGUCACCUGGACACUGUCGAGCACGUUCAUCUGAUCCUGUCCAAAAUAUCCGUCCUUCUGUUCCGAUGUCAUUGA